UGACCCAGUCGACCUCAACAUCCACUGCCCAAUCUGCUCAAUAAUAAGGAGCUACCAAUCGUGAAGAAUUAGCUCAACUCUCUCCUCGACUUUUCCUCAAUCAACAGCCAACAUGAUCCCAUCCAAGCCAUGGAAGCAAGACAACCGAACCGUUGAGACAACAAAUCAACAAGAUCAUCAAGACCCAGAAGAAUCCAAUAAUCCUCUAGCUAUCGUGCCUAGCUCUGGUCCUGAGCCUGAGCCUGAGCCUGAGCCUGAUCACGCUACAGCUGGCCGUGAUCGGGCUCAUGAUGAAGAAGCGGUGACCGCUCCAAGGGCGAGGUCUGAUGAAGUAGAGUCGAAGAUCUCGGCAUGGGAGGCCGAGGAGAUGGCGAAGAUCAACAACAGGUACCGGCGGCAAGAGGCGAUUAUCAAUGGUUGGGAGGGUGAGCAGAUUGAGCAGGCCGGCACUUGGCUUAAGAAGAUUGAGAGAAAGCUGGAGGGCAAAAGGGCAAAGGCUGUGGAGAAAAUGCAGAACGAUGUAGCGAUAGCUCGACAGAAGGCGGAGGAGAAGCGUGCGUCAAUGGAGGCAAAGAGAGGGGAGAAAAUUGCUAGAGUUCUAGAGCUUGCAAAAUUGAUGAAGAUUGUUGGCCAAUCUCCAUCCAAGCGCUCUUUCUUCAGGCCUUACAAGCACGACUCAUGGGCUUGAACUUGUACUUCAACAAAAUGUGUUGCACAUGCACAAGGAAAAAAAAAUUAGUGUGGAGAGAUUUAUGGUCUGAA
Molecule: messenger RNA, 762 nt
Organism: Asparagus officinalis (garden asparagus)
Lineage: Eukaryota; Viridiplantae; Streptophyta; Magnoliopsida; Asparagales; Asparagaceae
Product: remorin 4.1-like
Exons: 2
Coding region: 113-688 (191 amino acids)
Source: RefSeq, a predicted model, not a curated record